Molecule: messenger RNA, 6506 nt
Organism: Sus scrofa (pig)
Lineage: Eukaryota; Metazoa; Chordata; Mammalia; Artiodactyla; Suidae
Gene: ERCC4
Product: ERCC excision repair 4, endonuclease catalytic subunit
Biological process (GO): resolution of meiotic recombination intermediates; nucleotide-excision repair involved in interstrand cross-link repair; double-strand break repair via homologous recombination
Cellular component (GO): nucleotide-excision repair factor 1 complex
Molecular function (GO): single-stranded DNA endonuclease activity; damaged DNA binding; single-stranded DNA binding
Source: RefSeq, a predicted model, not a curated record
AUGGAGCUGGGCCCGCCGGCUCGAGCAACAGCUAUGGCGCCGCUGCUGGAGUAUGAGAGGCAGCUGGUGCUGGAACUGCUGGACGCGGACGGGCUGGUAGUGUGCGCCAGAGGGCUUGGCGCGGACCGGCUCCUCUACCACUUCCUCCGGCUGCACUGCCACCCGGCGUGCCUGGUACUGGUGCUCAACACGCAGCCGGCAGAGGAGGAGUAUUUUAUCAAUCAGCUGAAGAUAGAAGGAGUUGAGCACCUCCCUCGCCGUGUAACAAAUGAAAUCACAAGUAACAAUCGCUAUGAAGUCUACACACAAGGAGGUGUGAUCUUUGCAACAAGUCGAAUACUUGUGGUUGAUUUCUUAACUGAUAGAAUACCUUCAGAUUUAAUUACUGGCAUUUUGGUGUACAGAGCUCACAGAAUCAUCGAAUCUUGCCAAGAAGCCUUCAUCUUGCGCCUCUUUCGACAGAAAAACAAACGUGGUUUUAUUAAAGCUUUCACAGACAACGCCAUAGCCUUUGACACCGGCUUUUGUCACGUGGAAAGAGUAAUGAGAAAUCUUUUCGUAAAGAAGCUGUAUCUGUGGCCAAGGUUCCAUGUAUCAGUAAACUCGUUUUUAGAACAGCAUAAACCUGAAGUGGUAGAAAUUCAUGUUUCUAUGACACCAGCCAUGCUUGCUAUACAGACUGCUAUUCUGGACAUUUUAAAUGCAUGUCUAAAGGAACUAAAGUGCCACAACCCAUCACUUGAAGUCGAAGAUUUAUCUUUAGAAAAUGCUAUUGGAAAACCUUUUGACAAGACAAUUCGCCAUUAUCUGGAUCCUUUGUGGCACCAGCUUGGAGCCAAGACUAAAUCCUUAGUUCAGGAUUUGAAGAUAUUACGAACUCUGCUACAAUAUCUCUCUCAAUAUGAUUGUGUCACAUUUCUUAAUCUUUUGGAAUCUCUCAGAGCAACAGAGAAGGCAUUUGGUCAGAAUUCAGGUUGGCUGUUUCUUGACUCCAGCACCUCACUGUUUGUAAAUGCUCGAGCAAGGGUUUAUCACGUUCCAGAUACCAAAAUGAGUAAAAAAGGCAAAAUGCCUGAAGAAAUAGAGAUUAAAGAAGAGCAAGACACAAAAAAGGAACUGGUCCUAGAAAGCAACCCAAAAUGGGAAGCACUGACCGAAGUAUUGAAAGAAAUUGAGGCAGAGAAUAAGGAGAGCGAAGCCCUUGGUGGUCCAGGACAAGUCCUCAUUUGCGCAAGUGACGACAGGACGUGUUCGCAGCUGCGAGAAUACCUGGCUGUCGGAGCAGAGGCCUUUUUAUUAAGGCUCUACAGGAAAACCUUUGACAAGGACAGCAAAGACGACGCGGUGUGGAUACAGUUCCGGAAGGAGGACGACUCGAAGAGAACCAUGAAAUCCAGCAAAAGGGCCCAAGACCUGCGGCACAAAGACAGGGCGGCUGCCAAAGAGAGGGCGCUCAGAAAGAAGAAGCCCCGGUUGACGUUAACGCAGAUGGUGGGAAGAGCUGACGAGCCGGCGGCGGAGGAGGGGGCCGUCGAGGAGGAGCGGCCCGGCGACGGCAGCAGCAGCCCUGAGAGCUGCUUCCAGGAAAUCAAGCACGAGGAGUUUGAUUUAAACCUGUCCUCCGACUCCGCCUACGGAAUCCUGAAAGACCCCCUGACCAUCCUGCACCCGCUCCUGGGCUGCAGCGACCCCUACGCGCUGACCCGGGUCCUGCACGAGGUGGAGCCGAGAUACGUGGUUCUGUACGACGCGGAGCUGACGUUCGUGCGUCAGCUGGAAAUUUACAGGGCCGCCCGGCCCGGGAGACCCCUGAGGGUUUACUUUCUCAUAUACGGAGGUUCAACCGAGGAACAACGCUAUCUCACUGCCUUGCGGAAAGAAAAGGAAGCCUUUGAGAAGCUCAUAAGGGAAAAGGCCAGCAUGGUUGUCCCCGAAGAAAGAGAAGGCCGAGAUGAGACAAACCUGGACCUCGUCAGAGGCCACGUGUCUGCGGGUGCUCCUGCUGAUACCCGCAAAGCAGGUGGCCAGGAGCAGAAUGGUACCCAGCAAAGCAUCGUUGUGGACAUGCGCGAGUUCCGCAGCGAACUCCUCCUGAUCCACCGUCGGGGCAUUGACAUUGAGCCAGUGACCUUAGAGGUUGGAGACUACAUUCUGACCCCGGAAAUGUGCGUGGAGCGCAAGAGCAUCAGCGAUUUGAUUGGCUCUUUGAACAACGGCCGCCUCUACAGCCAGUGCAUCUCCAUGUCCCGCUACUACAAGCGGCCGGUGCUCCUGAUCGAGUUCGACCCCAGCAAGCCCUUCUCGCUCAUGUCCCGGGGGGCCUUACACCAGGAGAUCUCCAGCACCGAUGUCAGCUCCAAGCUCACCCUCCUCACGCUCCACUUCCCCAGACUCCGGAUCCUCUGGUGCCCGUCCCCCCACGCCACCGCCGAGCUGUUCGAGGAGCUGAAGCAGAACAAGCCGCAGCCUGACGCGGCCACAGCCAUGGCCGUGACAGCCGAUUCCGAGACCCUCCCCGAGUCAGAGAAGUAUAAUCCCGGCCCCCAAGACUUCCUGUUAAAAAUGCCAGGGGUGAACGCCAAAAACUGCCGCUCCCUGAUGAACCACGUUACGAACAUCGCCGAGUUAGCAAGCCUGUCGCAGGACAAGCUGGCCGGGCUGCUGGGGAACGCGGCCAGCGCCAGGCAGCUUUACGAGUUCCUGCACACGUCCUAUGCCGACGUCCUGGCCAGAGGGAGGGCGAAGCAAUGAUCCGCGGCGCCGUCGUCUCCUCCCCGGCCUGCGCUUUGCCGCUGCUCUCUGCCUGCGCGGACAGGCCUUCGCUCUGAGCCCAGGAGCGCCUUCUCUUCCAACCUUUUCACGACCGCGCUGUUUGCUGGGUCAGGGGACCAGAGGCCAAGCUCUGUGCUUUUCCUUUAGGAAUCACUUUCACUUCCCACGCCUUCCCACUGUCUAGUACAUUCAGUUUUUAAACGAAGUGGUGUUGAUAGAAGGCCCUUUCCCAUACCAGCAGGCAUUUCUGCUUCCUCCACAAACCGAUAAAACACAGGGGUGUUCUCACCUGUCUACAGACGGGCCCCGGACACUGAGGAGGGAGCCUCUCUGCCUUUCCUGACCACGUCUCUCCUCCACCUUCUCCUCAGCAGCCUGCUUCUCCCACCUGUCUGCCUCUGAGACACAUCCUUGGGGCCUUCCUGCUGCUAAUUUUGGAAAGACAGUCCCCUCUAAAACCAGCCGAUGGGUUUUCUAAUCACCUGGAGAUACGCAGCAUGCGCUAUAACUGAGUUGCUCAAAGCUAAUAUUUUUAAAACAGGAAAUGAAUUGCCUAUUUACAGAGUUGGAUGGCGUAGAUGAAGGACCCCUGAAAAGGCUCCGUUUUUACAGAUAUUCCACCUCCUAAAGCCCCGCGAUCCCUAAGCCCGAAUGGCUAGUCCCUCAGCCUUGCUCCCUCCCAGCCUCUCCUCACCUGUCCUGGGCCCCCAGCGGGUCCUGUCCCGCGUCCCGCCUCCCACAUUCCCGAGCCAAAGCGGCCUCUGUGUCUCCCCGAGGGCCGGCCAAGGAGGGACCCCAGAGUUUUUACGAUUUGAUUUCCCUCCCCUGAGUUGAGCUAGACAGGUCGUAAGGAAAUGGCCUAUCAAUGUGUAGAAUAUAUAAAAAUUUUAAAGAAAUAUAUUUUAAAGCCUGUAAAGAAAACAAUCUCAUUCCCAACCACCUCCUGAUUUAGUUUAGGUUCUUGCCGAAGUGGACACACAGGACUUUGGCAGCAUCUCUGUGCAGUUUUUAACUUUUACGUUUGAAACAUCACUAACGUAGGUGUCAUUCACAUCUUUCGCAAUGAGUCAUACGUUUUCUACCUCAAGAGCUGCUGAAGACAUCAGCCACCUCACACAGGUUCAGGCCUCGUCAGCGCUGUUUUUAUUGGUCACAGCGUCUGAACCUGGAGGAGACGGUGGACCCUGGGACAUGAGAUGGCCUCACCUUGCACAGAAGCCUUUGAGCGCUCCCCUCCAAACUGCACCUCUCCUGGCAUCUGGAUUCCUGGGUAUGUCGGCCUGUGUUACUACUGCUAAAACGUGUGCGGAUUUUGUCCCUCUCCACGAGGGUCCUGCAAGAAUGAAUUAAGGGGCAUCAAAGGACCCUAUCUGUUAGCGUCAAACUCUGUACAGGGACUCGGAGAGGAGGGAAGAGGACAAGAAAGAAAAAUUGACUUAAGGUAGAAGAAAGAUUGGGGCUGCCAGUUUUAUCCCAGGGCUAAAGAUAGACCCUUGAGAAAGAAAACAAAAAACGCCAGGGUAACAUAUGUUAACUUUCGCUUGUGUGUGCGUUGCUUGAAGAGUUGCGUCAGAGUCAAAAGUACAUUAAAAUAGACACCACUUCAAAUAAUAGUGGUUAUUAUCAUCUUUCUUCCCUCUGUGCUAGCACUUGCGCUUGAGGGAUAUAAUUUCUUUUUAUUUCCUGGUAUAAUUCCACCUGCCGUUUAUUGUGCUUUCAUUACGUAAAAGGAAAAUCCUAACAUAGCACAUUCUUCAAUAAAGGUCACACUCCGAGUUAAGUUUUCAAAAAUAAGCUCCCUUAAAGCUACCAUUUUAAACAGUCCUUGUUAUCUCCUACAACAUGGAAAACAGUCAUAAUUGUUCCUAGAGAGCCAGUGUCUGCUGGCUCUCAAAUUGCUAUUUGCUGUUGUACCUACUGGACAUUCAGAGACAAUGCACUGUCUCGUGUGUUCCAAUUAUGAACAAAAAUGAACUCUAAAAUGGUCAUUUUGGGAGUUCCCUGGUGGCCUACCAGGUUAAGGAUCUGUGGCGCAGAUUCAAUCUCUGGCCCGGGAACCUUUGCGUUGCCAAGGGCGCACAGCCAAAAAAUUAAUUAAUUAAUAAUAAAAUGGUCAUUUUGAUUGAAAGGCUGUCACUGCCACUUCCUCUUCCAGCUAAAUAAAUAUAUUUUUAGUGUCUCCAGUUGUGGAAAGCCUUCAAUACAACCAUCAUGUAUUUACUUUUGUCAGAUUCUUUUACAAAUGUUUACAAUCUAAAAGUCUUGGGCAAAGAACUAGAAAUGCACGCAGUUGCAAAAACUGUUUAUCACUUUAUUUUCUAGCAUCAUUUUAUUAACUUUACCUCUUCCUUUCAAAAUUGUGAAUAUCCAGUUUGCUUAUGAACUCAUGCUUGGCUUUUCUAAAAUCUUUCUUAAAAACUUGAGACCAGCAUUAUUCUCUUUUAAAUGUUUUUUGCAUAGAAAUUUGAGCAUAUGAAAUAUUGUGAGAAAUUGUUUUCAGUUUUGUUUAAAUCACAGUGCCUCUCUGGAUAUGUUCUUAAAAUUAUACAAGAAGAACUCUUUUUUGGGGGGAGUGGGGGGCGGUUAGGGCCACCCUCACAGCAUAUGGAAGUUCCCAGGCUAGUGGUCGAAUCAGAGCUGCAGCUGCCGGCCAACACCACAGCCGCUGCAGUGCCAGAUCUGAGUCACAUCUGCAAUCUACACCACAGCUCAUGGCAACGCUGGAUUCUUAACCCACCUAAUGGGGCCAGGGAUCAAACCCACAUCCUUAUGGGUACUAGUCAGGUUCCCUAUUGCUGAGCCACAACAGGAACUCCAAGAAGCACUCAUUUUUAAUGGUGGCCAUAAAUAUGAACUUUGGGCAAUAAGGUACUAUUUCUUUAACCCAAGGCUUAGUAGACUACGUAUGUAUGUCCACGUAUGUUUGAGCCCAUCCAGAAUGCAUUUUCCCAGCUCAUGAGGGGCUGAAAGUAAUUGUCUCAUUCAUCAGCCACUGAGACAUAGAGGGUUAAGUCCAGAUUUGGUUGUGUUGAGAUAACAGAGUAUGAAAUUAAUAAAUGGCCUCCAGCAGGAAAACCUACACUGAAGCAAAUCUGGAGAAGUGGGUGGUGGGGGAGAAAGACAGGCAUUAUUAGUCUCUGCUUUUGUUUUUCAAGCAUAAUUUGAUUUUCUUUUGGCUCAGAAAACUUCUUUGGGGAAAUUCCCUUUUCUUUUGUGUUCAGUUCAACCUAGGAAUGUCCCCUUAAAAACCAACAUUUAGGAAAAUUCUCUUCUCAGGCUUGAGCGUAUUAAAAUUUACCCAGACUUCGACAUGAGUUGUCAUUUUUCUUCAUUAUUUUGCUUUCUAUUUUGGUUUAUAGCUAUUUCCUGUCUGAUUCUGAACCUCAGUACUCAAUUUACUAUCUUUGUCCACAGGUUUUUGGUGGCCUACCCCACUGUUGUUUUUUGAUUUAAGGGUCUAUAAGCCAAAAUUUGGAUGGGAGGGAGCCCUGACCAUUUACAUUAAUUUGUAACAGUUGUGUGUGUUUUAACAAAAUGUGUAUUUAUUCAGUAUUUUUUCAGCAUUAUGUGGGCAAAAUAAAAAUAACCAUGUAUAGUGAAAAGAAAUAGAGUCCAUAUAUUCCCAGGACAUUAUAUUUACCAGUGUGUUGAUAAAUAUAAUUUAAAAUUCAGAGAUAUUUCAUUGGGUUUUUUAAUGCAAAAUAAAUGAUUGAAGCAGAAAUGUGCUUUGAACC